Molecule: messenger RNA, 2394 nt
Organism: Fusarium redolens
Lineage: Eukaryota; Fungi; Ascomycota; Sordariomycetes; Hypocreales; Nectriaceae
Product: V-type ATPase, V0 complex, 116kDa subunit family
Exons: 3
Coding region: 1-2394 (797 amino acids)
Biological process (GO): proton transmembrane transport; vacuolar acidification
Cellular component (GO): vacuolar proton-transporting V-type ATPase complex; fungal-type vacuole membrane; vacuolar proton-transporting V-type ATPase, V0 domain
Molecular function (GO): ATPase binding; proton-transporting ATPase activity, rotational mechanism
Source: RefSeq, a predicted model, not a curated record
AUGUCGAACGACAGCUGCGUACGUCGUUGCAACCCUCGGAAAGUAUUCGGCCUAACGGGACAGGAAGCAGGUUACUUCUAUGUGCAGAUGAGAAAGGCCGGAAUCACACUUCGAAAACUUGACCUUGAUGCUGAGAGGCUUGCAUCGCCGUCUAUCUCGGAAAUUGACCAACUCGCUGGGCGAAGCCAGAAGCUUGAGCAGCGCAUCUUCGCGCUGAACGAUAACUACGUGACCCUCAAGAAGCGUGAGCGUGACCUCAUUGAAUGGCGCUGGGUACUGUGGGAGGCUGGUGGCUUCUUUGAUCGCGCUCUCGGCAACGUGGAGGAGAUUCGAGCCUCUACACACAACGAUGACGCGCCAUUGCUCUCCGACCUUGAGGUGCAUAACGCUGCGCCUGACGUCGAGAGAUUAUAUUCCGGCAUAGAAAUCAACUUCGUCGCUGGCGUCAUCUCCCGGGAUCGGUGUGCUACCUUUGAGCGGAUUCUUUGGCGAACUCUUCGUGGCAACCUGUACAUGAAACAGUCGGAGAUUCCGGAGCCGCUGACUGACCCUACGAGUAACGAGGCUAUCAAGAGGAAUGUCUUUCUCAUCUUCGCUCAUAGCAAAGAGAUUGUCGCAAAGAUCCGGAAGAUAGCUGAAUCUAUGGAAGGUGAGGUAUACAAUGUCGAUGAGAAUAGCGACCUCCGACGUGAUCAGAUUCACGCGGUGAACAAUCGUCUCGAGAACGUUCAGAGCGUCCUUCACAAUACCCAGACUAUUCUUGAGGCAGAGCUCAACCAAAUUGCGCAGUCUCUGUCUGUCUGGAUGGUGCUCAUUGCAAAAGAGAAAGCUGUAUACACCACACUCAACCUGUUCUCUUGCGAUCCUACCCGCGGGACCCUCAUCGCUGAGUGUUGGUGUCCCACGAAGGAUUUGCCUCUAAUUAGAACUACUCUCCAGGACGUUACAAACCGAGCUGGCCUCUCCGUCACGUCCAUCAUCAAUGAGAUACGAACCAACAAGAAGCCACCUACUUAUCUGAAGACCAAUAAAUUCACCAAAGGCUUCCAGACCAUUGUCAAUGCGUAUGGUACAGCCAUAUAUCAGGAGGUUAACCCGGCAAUGCCUGUCAUUGUCACCUUCCCUUUCCUCUUUGCUGUAAUGUUUGGCGACUUUGGACACGCUGUUAUCAUGCUCUCUGCUGCGUUGGCCAUGAUCUAUUGGGAGAAGCAUCUGAAGAAAGUUUCAUUCGAACUGUUCGCCAUGAUCUUCUACGGCCGAUACAUUGCGUUAGUUAUGGCCAUCUUCUCUUUAUUCACCGGCCUCAUCUACAAUGACGUCUUUUCCAAGCCUAUGACCCUAUUUGACAGCGCUUGGAGGUUCAACAAGCCGGGGGGCGGGCAAGAAGAAAUGCCUGUUUCUGGAACAUUAGACGAAGACGGCUACCGCUAUCCAUUCGGUCUAGAUUGGGCAUGGCAUGGAACAGAGAACGAUCUUCUCUUCAGCAACAGCUACAAGAUGAAGAUGAGCAUCAUCCUUGGCUGGGCUCACAUGACCUACUCGCUUUGCUUCUCCUACAUCAAUGCGAGACAUCUCAAGAAGCCUAUUGAUAUCUGGGGUAACUUCCUUCCCGAAAUGAUUUUUUUCCAGGCUAUCUUUGGUUACCUCGUCUUUUGCAUUAUCUACAAGUGGUCGGUGGACUGGUUCGACACUGGUGCGCGGCCGCCUAGCCUUCUGAACAUGUUGAUUUACAUGUUCCUGCAGCCUGGAACCCUUGACGAGCGCUUGUACGCUGGCCAAGAAUAUGUUCAGGUCAUUCUGCUCUUAAUAGCUUUUGCCCAGGUCCCCAUUUUGCUCUUCCUCAAGCCCUUCUUUCUCCGUUGGGAUCACAACUGUGCCCGUGCUACCGGGUAUCGUGAGAUCGGCGAAACCUCCCGUGUUAGCGCCCUAGACGGCGACGAUGAGAGCGAGGGUGUUGCAAUGAUUACCCAGAACAUUGGUGAAGAUCACGAGGAGUUUGAGUUUGGCGAGGUCAUGAUUCACCAAGUCAUCCACACUAUUGAGUUUUGCUUGAACUGCGUUUCCCACACUGCUUCCUACCUACGUCUCUGGGCUUUGUCGCUAGCUCAUCAACAACUGAGUGUGGUACUUUGGAACAUGACUCUCGGCCCUGCUUUGAAGACGGGAGGCGUUGUCGGCGUCAUUAUGAUUGUCGUCUGUUUCUAUAUAUGGUUCCUCCUCACGAUUGCCAUUUUGGUGUGCAUGGAGGGUACGAGUGCCAUGUUGCACUCGCUCAGAUUGGCGUGGGUUGAGUCCUUCUCGAAGUUCGCAGAGUUUGGAGGUUGGCCGUUUGCACCAUUCUCGUUCAACACUAUGUUAGAGGAGUCGGAGGAGUUGAAGGACUACGUGGGAUGA